This is a messenger RNA of Scomber scombrus (Atlantic mackerel), 3618 nucleotides long. RefSeq lists its product as uncharacterized. The transcript has 8 exons. Bases 122 to 451 code for a protein of 109 amino acids. Lineage: Eukaryota; Metazoa; Chordata; Actinopteri; Scombriformes; Scombridae. The record is from RefSeq and is a predicted model, not a curated record.
UCGAAGGGUGCAGAGCUGCGGUGAGUGCGUCAAGUUCAAGCGCACAGAGGAGCUCAAACACAAGGAUAUGACUUCAAAACUUUAAUUUCCACAAACGAAGGAUGUAUUGCAGCAUUUGAAGAUGAUGCGAUUGCUGUUCCUGUGUCUGCUGCUGCCAGCUGCUACUGCUUUGUCAGAGGACAAUGAGGGAUCAGCAGUUGGAGGUCUGGAUGAUGAGGAUUUAUAUGAUCAAAAGGGGAUCCUCACCAAUAUUGCUCCUGGCUCAGUAGGUAAAACUAAAGGUGAAGAAGACACGUCAGAUCAGUUCACCCUGAUUGUCAUCAUUGUAGCCGUGACUGUGCUGACUCUUUCAGUUGCAGCUGUAGUCACCAUAAUGUUAGUAAGACGUCACAUGCACAAUCGGCAGCAAGGGAUUUACUCUGUGCCUACAGAGCAGAAAGACGCACCCUAGUUCCUGGCGGAGCAGCAGUUCUAUAACACCCAGGCAAGAGGGGAGCAAUGCACCAGCCUAUGUCACCUCCUACUCGACUUGACUCAGGACAGUUCUUUGCACAACAGCUGACUUCUCAUCCUUCACUUCAUUGCUCCUCACUCCUUCGCAACCUCCUAUAAAUCCAUAUGCAAUAUGUGUUUUUUCCCCCACUGCUGUCAUACAUUUUUGUCUUUGUCCCAGCCAUUUGUACUCCACAAAUAUGCAAUCUAGCUCGGGACAUUUGGAACACAUUCAAACCUUCUAAUUGGAUUCUAUUUGAGGAAUCCAAAUCAAAGCCAGUGAAUAUGGCUUAAAGCUUCUUUUGUUAAAGGGAUAAUUUAGCACAGCCAGAACUCCCCUUUUUUCACUACCUGAAACAAGAAAUUAUUUUCCCACCAGCUAUGUGGUGAAACUGUAUUUGCGUUUGAUUCGGUACAUGUAGAACAGACCUGUCUGUGUGAAAUGGUGGAUGAGUAAGACAAACCAUGCUAAUCCACACUAAGCCAGCCCAGUGCUUUGCUCACUUCAUUCUCCUAUUCACUUGUCUGACAUCCUCUGUUCCAGGCCCAUUAGGAGUGUCAGGAGGCAGUGGAAUAGGAAAAUAAAAAAACAGUUCCCCCUCUCAUCCCAGUAAAAAACAAGAAACAAGUGGAAACAGCCAGUGUGAACACCCUCUUGCAAAGCAGCAAAUUAAUCGACCAUCAUGAAUGAUGAUGUUUUCUUUUACCCCUCUCUUUUUCAUUUUGAAAGGCUUUCACUUUAACGUCUCGCAGAUUGUAAAACGCUCUCUGACUGCUGUAGAGAGUUAGAUUAAUGCCUUACACACUAGUAGAGAAAGGCUGGGUGUGAGGGAUGGAUAAAAUCCUGCAAAUCAAAUAGUGUUGGGAGUGAUUGGGAAAACAACGCCUUUGUUUCAUUCAUACAAAGCCUGAUGAAUCCUCUGUUUUCAUUUAAAUAUGAAGAAAAGCUUUCAUUCCAAAACACCAAGGCACUGGUUGCCUUUUUUGCUCCAUUAAAAUGAUAGGAACUUCCCGUGGCAAAGGUUAAAUGGAGGAUGGUAUGAUGCUCCUGUUAGGCAUGCCACUUUUCACUUGUAGCUUAAUGAGAAACACUUAUAAUAAUGUCAACAAACACUGGGAAUGGCAAUAUGGGGUUAAACACUGGAUUUGUUAAAGCAGGAUCUCACUUUGCUUUUCCACUAAAUCUUGCAGCUAAUCUCCCCACUGGGAGCAGGGCCUGGCUCCAAUCCAGCCCCAAUUGAGAGCAAAACAAUUGUGUAGUCACGCCCUCAUCAUGGUGCACAGUGCCUAUAGCUCUGUGCUGAAGUGUUGUCUUGAAAACGCUGGAUCCCAGUUUAUUUUAGCACAGAAAAUUAGCAAAUGGGAUUAUUGUCUGUGCAUAUGUUUUAGUAGUCAUAUUUGAACAUUGUGUGUACAGUAUGUAUUUCUCACAAGUGUAGUGUAGCCCAAUAAGCCUUCAGUAUAUGUCAGCAUUUCAAAGGGAGGACAGCUGGCCAAAAAUCGCAGUAAAAAACAUUUCAUUUUUCUUUUAUAUCUGUGUCUAUCUAUUCAUAUUUACUUAGUUAUAAUUUCUGUUGGACAAAGAAACCACAAUGCAGCUGUCUUCUCUUUGAAUGCUUUCCCAAAAUGUAGCAAGCAACCUUGUGCAGAAAUCCAAAGAGAAAUACAGUAUUUAAUCCAUCCUGACUCUCACAUGUGGCCAAAGUCUACUGCAUUAUUACUACUGCUGUAUCGCCUCUUUGCUGUGACACUACUCGUGCAUAUAUAAUAAAUGUAGCUGUUGAGCUGUUCUUCUUUUGUAACAUCAUGCAUAUGGAAGAUGGAAUGCUUUUAUUCUUUUUUUUUAAACUGGCUGAUAUUUUUUUCUGUUAAGGCAUUAUGGAAGCUUACUCCAUUAUCAUAGCUUUAUAUUUUAAUAUAUUUGAUGUAUUUACAAAUUUACUGAGCUAUAUAUUUGCAUUGUUUGCCUUGAUGCUGAAAUAGUGUAUUUGGCUAAGUGGUCUUUUUUAUAUGGUUGUUAAAGGGUUUGAUGUCUUCUCUCCAAAUUGUGUGUAAAAAAAACAAACAAACAAUGAAACAAAUCUGUUAAUUGCCAAAAUUAUUUUAUGUAAAAUAUGUGUAUUUUUGUAUUUUAUUGUAGCCAAAAGAUUGGACUUAAUGUUAAUUACUGUUCUGUUAAUUCUGUUAAUAUGCACUUAUGUAUCCAGAUUAACCCAUGUGUGUCGUUUGUGCCAAGGACCUCUACAAUGGGUUUUCAUUAUACAAUAAUAAUUUACAAAUAAUCUAAUACAUGGCCAUGUAUUUCACAAGAAAGCCAUUGCAGUUCUUAUCCUGUAUCUCAUUAUUUCCGUUUGCAAAGCUCGAGCCUCUGAUUUUGUUCUGACAGCAAUUAGAAAUAUGAAUAGAACUGUAUAUGUUCUGACAAAUCUGUUGUAAAUGUUUCUGUUUUGUAUGAGUUUGUUGUCUGCAUCAUUUUGAUGCCAUAUGGAUACAAAGAUAAUGCGCCAGUGCAUCUUGUUUAAUCUAGGGCUUUACUUACUUACAAGCAUAGAGCCACUAAGAGGCUUAGACACCCCUUACUAAACAUCACGUUUUUGUUGUGAUUGAAAGUUUAAAGAGCGUGCAGAAAGAAGAAGUGACCCAGCUUCAUUUUUAGAUGCUGAUAGAACAUAAGUGUUGUACGAGAUUGUCAAAUGUGGGAUGUUAUGGGGUUAUUCUUCAUAACCUUUAAUAUUAAUCCUGGCUGUGAGACACCACCUAUGGCUGUGUUAAAAAAAUACAAAGGUCAUUUAAAACAAUCCUGCUUUAUGGCUGAUGGUAUUAUUAAAAUAUAAAUCAUCUAUUCAUUAUCUGCCAAGACAAUCACUUUACUUUUUUUUAGUACAGUUUUACCAUGUAUAGAAAGCAGGUGAAGGUUCCACUUUUUCACUUGUCAGUAUGAUUCAAGUUUUCUAUGUGUAUUCAGUGUGUUUGUAUAACAUUUCUACUAAGCAGCAUACAGUCAAUCAAUGCAUAUGCACACACAAUGUGUCUUGAUUGAGUCUUUUUCUCCCGAUGAACUCUGUAGUUUCAUCUCUAUCCUUGGGCCACUUGAUAUGACCUGGAAAAUAAACACAGACCAUUAAA